UGUGUGUGCCUAUUGUAGUGUGAGUAAGAAGCCAUCCUUUUAAAGCAGUGUAAUAUUAUAAUACCAACUAGUGUGAAAAUAAAUCUGUUCAAGCAACACCUCUUUACAUUUAUCCAAGCUACCUAAACUAAAAGUGAACCUUAUUACCACAACAUAUGGUCGAAUUUCGAGCCGGAUUGAUUAAUUACCUGGGUGGUCAAUCGAUCCCGAGUGAGAACAAAGCGCCGCAUUCCUUAGAUAAGGAACUCGUUCGUUAUGAGUGAUUUGUGUCAAUUCAAGAAAUAUUAAUAAGCAGCUGUGACAAAAACAUCACGACUGUUUUAUUCUUCAACUACGUAAUCUACAGAAUCAAUAUACUAGAUUAUCUUCAUUAUAAUGGCAACGACAACGGAACAAUUACUACAGGAAUUAGAAAACGUUGCGUUACUGCUACAAAAGGCUCAGGUUAAUUUGAAGAAAUGUCCAAAACAAAGACUCACGAAAGGAUACGUAGAAACACGUUUGCAAACGAUUGAGGAAUAUUGGAACAAGUUCACCACGACGCAUUAUAAUCUUCUGAAAGUGGUCCCGAAAGAAAAGAAAAAUGACAUCGCUUAUUUUGUUAAUGAAGAUUACUUUGUUAUUGAAGACCUAUACUUAUGUUUACAAGGCGAUUUGAAAGAUCUUAUGAGGUCAAUGAUUAACCCGAGAUUAAGUGAUGUCACAGGUUCCACUGGCACAACUUUUGAAGGAAAUGUGAAGUUACCUAGAAUUCAACUACCAUCCUUUUCCGGAAUGUACGAAGACUGGACCACGUUUAAGGAUCUUUUUACAUCGUUAGUCCACAACAACUCCAUGCUAUCCAAGGUACAAAAACUUCAUUACUUGAAGAGUAGCGUCAGUGGCGAAGCAGCAAUGUUACUCAAACACAUACAAGUUACAGAAUGCAAUUAUGAUCAAGCUUGGGAUUUGUUAAGAGACAGGUUUGGUAACAAGCGACUUAUAGUGAAUUCUCUCUUACGAAAACUUAUUACACAGAGGAAGAUUCCCGCGCAAACUGCCAAUAACAUCAAGACAUUGUUAGAUACAACGAGUGAAUGUCUUAACAGUUUGAAGAACCUUAACGUGUCGACUGAUUCUUGGGAUCCACUUAUCAUAUUUCUGACGGUGUUGAAGCUCGAUCCAGAAACACACAGAGAUUGGGAGGAGUUUGCGUACAAAGAUAACUUAGACGAAUUACCUAACUGGGAAGAUCUUGUGAAGUUCUUACAAACAAAAUUUCGUACCCUAGAACUGCUUGCUCCACCUUCAAGAGAGAAACUAUCACGAAAUAAAGAAUGUACAGUCCACGUUUCCACAACACCCGCUGCGACCAAACCAAGAACUUGUUUGAAAUGUAAGGAUAAUCACACAUUAUGUCAUUGUAAAGAGUUUACUGCAAUGGAACCAGCAGAAAGAUGUGAAUAUGUGAAGACCAACCAGCUUUGUUUCAAUUGUCUGGCACCAGGACACACAGCUAAGAAAUGUCGAUUAAACAUGUCCUGCCGCAUAUGUCACAAACGUCACCAUUCUCUUGUUCACCAACAAGCACAAAGCAAUAUUUCAAAUCAACAAGAUAAUAUGCAAGCUAAGCAUCAUCAAAUCGAACAAAAUCAACAACAAGAAGCUUAUAUACCUGCUGAGCUUUCGUCACACUUUACCGCUAGCACGUCAACAGCAUUACUGGCUACAGCUCUAGUACCAGUAAGUGAUACGUCGGGAAGAAUGACUGUACUACGUGCGUUAGUCGAUCAGGGCUCACAGGCAACCUUCAUUAGCGAGAGAGCCGCCCAGCUGUUAAAACUUAAGAGAACACCCGCACAAGCUACAGUCAAAGGUGUUGGCUCGACUACAACUGCCGUCAAACACGCUGCUCAAAUCGAGCUGCGAUCAAGACACGAUGACAGUUUCAAGUUACAAGUGAAGGUGUAUAUCAUGGCUACGCGAAUUACAACGCAAUUACCAUCACAAACCAUUCCAAUCAACAACUGUUCUCAUCUAGAAGGUCUGAAAUUAGCGGACCCAAGCUUUAACAAACCAGGACGAGUUGACUUACUCCUAGGUGUAGAAGUAUGUGCCCAAAUUUUAAGAAGUGAAUUUAUCAAGGGUCCCCCUGGAUCUCCAUGUGCUCAGAAUACCAGUCUAGGGUGGAUCAUUUUUGGAAACGUACUUAAUGAAGGAAAUAAUAAUGAUUUUAUUGUGAUGCAUCACAGCCUUGAUUUAAACAAGAUGUUGAAGGCAAUGUGGGAGUUGGAUAAUGAAGACAAAUCUAAAUUAACAAAGGAUGAAAGAAAAUGUGAAGAAAUUUACCAAUCCACUCACUCAAGAACACAACAUGGACAGUAUAUAGUCAAAUUACCAACAAAAACCAAUGAAUUAAAAUCAAUACAUGGAAGAACAAGAGAAAUAGCUAUGCAAAGACUUUACCAACUAGAAAAACGGCUAGAAAAAAAUGCUACACUAAAAACAGAAUAUAUAAAGGUCAUGGAAGAAUAUAUUAGUAUGAAUCAUAUGGAAGAAGUACCAAAAGAAGAAAUGAAUAGCGACAGCUACUACCUGCCACAUCAUGCAGUAGUAAAGGAAGAUAAGGAAACAACAAAGGUCAGAAUAGUGUUCAACGCGUCACAGAAGGGCAAUAAUUAUAUUUCAUUAAAUGAUGAACUUCUAGUUGGACCACAGCUUCAAACUGACAUGAGGAGUCUUAUCAUGAAAUUUCGAAUGAGGAAGAUUUGUUUUGUGGCUGAUAUACAACGUAUGUAUCGCAUGAUCUUAGUGACGAAAGAAGACAGGGAUCUGCAAAGGAUAUUAUGGCGAAAUGACCCUAGCCAACCAGUCAAGGAUUAUAGACUCACACGUGUUACCUUUGGUACGGCGUCUGCUCCAUACUUAGCCGUUCGAACACUCCAUCAAGUUGCUGAUGAUGAAGGAGCCGUAUGCCCUGAUGCUGCUAUAAUGAUUAAGGAAGAUUUUUAUGUAGACGAUCUUAUGGCCUCAAAGGACAAUCUGAAUGAAGCCAUACACACAGCAAAACACCUGGAAGCCAUACUGCAGAAAGGAGGGUUUACGCUACAAAAAUGGUGUUCGAACGAUGCUAACUUCUUAAAGCAAUUUGAUCCUGCGAAGCGAACAACGCAUGCCAUUUUAGACAUCACUAUAGAUGGCACCAUAACAGCCUUAGGUUUGCGAUGGAACAUGGGUAAAGAUAUGUUUCACUACAGCCUUAAAUUACCUCUUAUAAGCAAAUCCAUUACAAAGCGCACGAUUCUUUCGGAUAUUCAGCGACUAUUUGAUCCAUUGGGUUGGUUAGCUCCAGCUAUGCUACCUACAAAGCUCCUGAUACAAAGGUUAUGGUUGCAAGGAACUGGUUGGGACGAAGAAUUAGAUACAACAACCAGAGAAGAAUGGAUUGCUCUUCGAGAGAGUCUUCAACACCUCAAUGGCAUAGAAGUACAAAGAUGGCUUGGAAUCACAGAUCAUAAAACAGCCAAAAUUGAAGUUCACGGAUUCUGUGAUGCCUCCACUAAAGCAUAUGCUGCUGUUGCGUAUGUCAGAGUUGAACAUGAGGAAGUUAUUACAACUCAGAUAAUAGCUGCAAAGACUCGAGUUGCACCAGUUAAGCCAGUUUCUUUACCUCGGUUGGAAUUGUGUGCCGCUCUUCUUUUAUCUCGACUGCUUAAACAAAUUAAAACAGCAAUGAAAAUAACUGACAGCAAAAUAUUUGCGUGGAGUGAUUCCACAAUAGUACUCUCCUGGCUGCUUGGUGAUCCCACAAGAUGGCAAGUAUUUGUGAGAAAUAGAGUUGUUGAAAUCUUGGACAACACAGGAACCAAUUGGUUUCAUGUACAAAGUAGCAAUAAUCCUGCUGACGUUGCAUCACGGGGAGAACAUACCCUGGAGUUAAAGGAUGAUGAAAAAUGGUGGAAGGGCCCAAAAUGGUUAAGAGAGAAGACAAUCAUAUUAACUAGACCAGACAAACUAACCACCAGCUUAGAAAGAAAAGAAGAGAUACAAACUAAUACAAAAGUAGAAGAAGAAUUAAGCUUAGAAACCCAAUUUCAGCAUUAUGAUAACUUGGAAGAACUUUUAAAAUCAAUAACUUAUUGCAAGAGGUUUCUAAAAGGUAAGAAAAUGAGAAACAAGGAUACUGUCAUCACCACUCAAGAGAUAGACGAAGCACUUAAAACCUGCAUUAAGAUAGCACAAAGGGAAAGAUUCUAUGAAGAUAUUAUGAAUUUAAAGAAAAAAAGGGAAGUAACUGGAAAUAGCAAAUUAAAAUUACUAAAACCUUACCUGGAUCAUGAAAAUAUUCUCAGGGUGGGCGGCAGAUUACGUCAUGCAGACAUAGCAGAAGACACAAAAAAUCCUAUAAUAUUAGACAAUCACACACCAGCCAAACCUUUUCUAAACAGUGGGGUUGACUUCGCUGGACCAUAUCAAAUUCUUGCAUCUAAAGGCAGAGGAAUAAGAACUAACAAAGCUUAUGUCGCUGUAUUUGUUUGUAUGGCCACCAAGGCCCUACACUUGGAAAUGGUUGGCGACCUCACUACCGAAUCCUUCAUUGGAGCCUUCAAAAGGUUCGUUGCUAGACGCGGAAGAUGUUCACACAUAUGGAGUGAUCAAGGCAGAAAUUUUGUAGGAGCCAAUAAGGAAUUAGCUGAUGCUUGGAAAGAAGCAAAACUUGAGUUCGACAGCAUAAUAGCGGCGUCUCUUGCACUUGAUGGAACUCAGUGGCACUUCAUUCCUGCCUAUAGUCCUCACAUAGGUGGCUUAUGGGAAGCAGGAGUUAAGUCCAUGAAACACCACAUGAAAAGGAUAUUGACCAAUCACUUAACAUAUGAAGAAAUGACUACGCUGAUUUGCCAAAUUGAGGCAUGUCUAAACUCCAGGCCACUAAGUCCAAUUGAUGAUGAUGACACAGAAAACCUAACGCCCCUAACACCUGGCCACUUUUUGAUCGGCGAAGCUCCAAUUACCGUCCCUCAACCUAAUCUUCAAGAUGUUACAAUCAGUCACCUGUCACGCUGGCAGCAUAUUCAGAAAUUGCUUGGAGAUUUCUGGCAGAAAUGGCAAGCGGAAUAUCUGACCAGCCUACAACAGAGACCAAAAUGGCUCAAGAGGUGUAAAGAACUUGACAUCGGUAAUAUUGUACUCAUUAAGAAUGAACAGCUUCCUCCCGGUAAAUGGGCUUUAGGUCGCAUUGUAACUAAAUAUCCAGGCGCUGACGGCGUCACAAGAGUAUAUGGUGUUAAAAGUGGUGAUAGUAUAACCAAGCGUAGUUUUAAUAAAUUAUGUCCUCUACCUAUAGAUGUUGAUGAUUGAAAUUUAGCAAAAUGUUAUAUGAAUGAAUUAAUCAUAAAUAUCAAUUGCAUGUAUAAAAAGAUUGUGUAUAUCAAAUCACAUUAACGUAUCUAUGAAUAACUCUUAAAUACAUUGUUAAUUGUUAGUGAAGUUAUCAUUUAUUAAGUUUGUUUAAUUGUUUAAAGGCCUUAUAAGCCCUUUGGUGGGCGGCAUGUUCGAUACAUAUGCAUGUGUGUGUGCCUAUUGUAGUGUGAGUAAGAAGCCAUCCUUUUAAAGCAGUGUAAUAUUAUAAUACCAACUAGUGUGAAAAUAAAUCUGUUCAAGCAACACCUCUUUGCAUUUAUCCAAGCUACCUAAACUAAAAGUGAACCUUA
Molecule: messenger RNA, 5690 nt
Organism: Spodoptera litura
Lineage: Eukaryota; Metazoa; Arthropoda; Insecta; Lepidoptera; Noctuidae
Source: RefSeq, a predicted model, not a curated record